CGCCUAUUUGGGUAUUCAAUUUGCAACUCUAUUCAUCGUGGCUUCACAAUGGCUAAAUUUCUGUUCGCGACGCGCUCAUCUGAAUGACUUUGGUCGGCGGUGGAUUGCGAUUUUUCUGAGGUGGUUCACGAAGGGCGCUGUUGCCUGCAGGGGGCUAUGACCCGCUUUAUCCGAGUUUUCGUAGCUGUGAUUGGUCGCAUGCUCAGGUGUCAGCAGCCAACCGGACCCUCGCGAAGAGCGGAAGAAACGCGCGACUCUCCAUCCCUCGCUCGCCUUCUGAUCUUGCCUCGCUCGACUGGCCUCAACCUUGACCCGCGCAAUCCUUGUUCGCCAUUUUCCCCUGGUCGGACUUCGCGACUUUAUCGAUUCCUGGCCAGUCUUGCCUAUGGCAUAGUUUCCUUUUGGUCUGCGAGCCUUCCGUUGCUACUCCUGCUUUCCGCUUUCCGCUUUCCGCCCCAAAACCUGGAUCACGCCCUGUACGGGUUUGCCUGGGUAGCAUCUCUGUGUGCGCUCCUUCGACCGAGUUUGUCCUUAUAGUUGCACUUUUUGGGGAUCGUCAACUCAAUUCUGCUAGCGACAAGGCAGAUGCUCGCAUUGUGAUCGACUGGACUGGAAUCACCUCUCGCUGCUUGUAUCCUUGAUGCU
Molecule: messenger RNA, 645 nt
Organism: Canariomyces notabilis
Lineage: Eukaryota; Fungi; Ascomycota; Sordariomycetes; Sordariales; Chaetomiaceae
Exons: 2
Coding region: 157-537 (126 amino acids)
Source: RefSeq, a predicted model, not a curated record